Molecule: messenger RNA, 559 nt
Organism: Hibiscus syriacus
Lineage: Eukaryota; Viridiplantae; Streptophyta; Magnoliopsida; Malvales; Malvaceae
Product: glutathione S-transferase T1-like
Exons: 2
Source: RefSeq, a predicted model, not a curated record
AACUUGAUUCUCUUUUCAUCCCCAUAUGUUUUCAAUACUACAAUAGCAUCUGUACUCGGCCGUCCAUUGAAUCCCCAAGCAGCUGCUGAAGCUGUGAUUAUUCUGUCUUCCUCUCUUUCAAAGUUAGAGUCUUUUUGGCCCAAGGGUAAUGGAUGUUUUAUGCUAGGUGGAAACCAGCUAUCCAUAGCAGAUCUUAGCCUCGUUUGUGAAAUAAUGCAACUCGAGGUUUUGGAUGAGAAGGACCAUGCGAUGUUAUUGGGUCCGCACAAGAAAGUCCAGCAGUGGAUCGAGAACACGAGAAAUGCUACGAGUCCUCACUUCGAUGAAGUGCAUAGAGUCCUCGUGAAAGUCAAAGAAAUACUACAAAACCGGCGGUUAAAGGCAGCGAAAAAUGAAGGUGGAUCCGACAUGAAAAAGGCAUUGCCUUCAAGAAUGUGAGUGAAAACCGUGUACUGUAUUACAAAGUAUUUGAUCACCAGAUCUUCGGCUGUUUAAUCUUUCCCCUACUCUUUACAGAGGCUGCAAUAAUGGAUGAUAAGCAACUAUUAGCUUGUAUAAG